Molecule: messenger RNA, 471 nt
Organism: Trichoderma gamsii
Lineage: Eukaryota; Fungi; Ascomycota; Sordariomycetes; Hypocreales; Hypocreaceae
Exons: 1
Coding region: 1-471 (156 amino acids)
Source: RefSeq, a predicted model, not a curated record
AUGUUUAUUAAAUCAUCAUCAGCUCUUUUCCUGCUGUUGAGCGCCUCGAGGCUUGCUUCUGCCUCCUUAACCGUUCAAAUCGGCUACUAUGCUGGCCUUGUUCCCGGCCUUCCAGGACCUGAGCCCGGUAUCGGCUGUGGGCUUUGGGCGCAAGCAACGGAUGGUUCAGAUACAGCGACGGCUGAUUUUGUUGGUACUGAGAGCGAACCCACGGACGGCUGUCCAGGAGCUGAUGUAGUCCUCUUCUGCGGGAGAUGGGGCUGUCCAUUCGACAUGACAUUUGCCGGAGUUUUGGCACUCACUGUCAACUCAGACAACUCGGAUGACAUGUCGAUCUCUGUCACAGCGACCGGCCUCAAUGGUGGCACAGCUACGGUAUCCUGCCCCUGGGCUGCAGAGACUAUUUCCAAGUCCGACUCUGGUUCCCUAUAUUCGACAUGGUCGUGUGAUGUUAGUGCGGUCCAGCCCUGA